AUGGGCAGCGAGAAGUAUCCCCAGCAGUUGCACCUGCUUUGCCUCUUCACAACACUUCACUUCUGCAUCCCAGCGUUCUGCCUCCCAAUGCUCCAAGACAAGUCUUCGCAAGUAUGUCUAAGAAACAGAGAUAGGGCCAGGCAUUUGACAAAAUGGAGGGAGCAGGAACAUGGUGUUAAGGUCGUGCUCAAGGGAGAGGUUGCUCAAAGGGCUUUGGCUUCAGCUCGUGCGCUGCGCCCCUUACCCGAGGGACAGAGGGGAAGUCUGAUGGAAGUCCGGGGAGUUCCGGAGGACUUAGUGUCAGUGGAGUUCGGCGGAACUCCGGAAGGUUUAUGCGGGGAUGAAGUAAGGCUACUAUGGAAGUCCGGAGUAGAAACUGAACAGAGGUUAGACUACCCUAAGGCACUUCAAGCUUUGGCCUGCAAGCUAGUAGCUUUAGUGGAUGUAUCCAAAUUAACACCCCCAGUGGUCAAAAUGCUCAUGCUGUGCAUGUCACAUGUACAUGAUGAACUCAAAAUGAAGAUGCAAUCACUCACUAGUUCGUUUUUUGGGUUCUGGUCAAGUCAUUUGAAGGAGGUGGUAAGGCAAAACCAAGAUCUGGCAGAAUCUUUGAAAGACUGGUUCAGCAUUUGCCUUCAAGCACUGAAAAUUGAUAGAUUGAAUGUUGUAUUGACGAGUGGCUUGCAAGGCCUGAAGGAAGACAUCAAAUUCACUUCGGCUACUUAUGCAUCUAUUUACCAAGGCACUUCCAUGAACAUAUGGCACCUUACAAACUCCUUGAAAGACUUUGCAACAGUUUGCAUGACAGGGCUCAGUGUUGAAGCACUCACUAUGCUGUUGGCUGCAUCCUGGAUUGGUGACAAGGCAUUUCAUGAUCUGCUAGGAGCUGCUGGUAGUUCCCUGUACUAG
Suillus paluster is the source of this 909-nucleotide messenger RNA. RefSeq lists its product as uncharacterized. The record is from RefSeq and is a predicted model, not a curated record. The transcript has 11 exons. NCBI's taxonomy places the organism in Eukaryota, Fungi, Basidiomycota, Agaricomycetes, Boletales, Suillaceae. The coding region runs from base 1 to 909 and encodes 302 amino acids.